Molecule: messenger RNA, 2715 nt
Organism: Capsicum annuum
Lineage: Eukaryota; Viridiplantae; Streptophyta; Magnoliopsida; Solanales; Solanaceae
Product: F-box/kelch-repeat protein SKIP11
Exons: 2
Coding region: 773-2098 (441 amino acids)
Cellular component (GO): nucleus
Molecular function (GO): protein binding
Source: RefSeq, a predicted model, not a curated record
CCACAAUCUUCCUCAUCCACGCUUAUCCUUCCUUUCUUCCCACCUUUCUCUUUGUCUUUCUCUUUCUCUCUUGUAUUUUUCUCUAAAAAAUUAAUUAAUAAUAAUAAAAGAAUAAAAAAAAUUCAUAUACACAUACAACAAUUAUACACAUAUAUCCAGCUGUUUGUUUGUUUAUUUAUUUAUUUUAUUAAUUUAUUUGCUUACUAUAUUUUUUUGUUUUUUUGUAAUUCUAGAAAAUCUAUUUAAGUAGUUGAAAAUAAAAUAGUUUUGGUAAUAAGAGAGAGAGAAAUGAGAACAACAAGUACAUAGUAGUGAGAUAAAGGUAUUGUGUUAUGCCCAAAACCUUUGAUUUUCAGAGAGAAUCCAAAGGCUUUUUCUUAGUUGAACACCCCACCCCCCCACUCAAACCACCCCACCCUGUACCUUGUUCUUCUUCUUGCCCAUUUUUUUUUUUUUUUUCAAAAAAACAAAAACAAGUAACUGCCCUUAUACUAAGUACAAACAGAAAAACAGAAAGAACAAGAGAAAAGAAAAAAAAAACAAGGGACUAUAUAGAUAGAUAGGAAAACUAAAGAAAGCCAUAGUGGUAUAGAGUUUUGGAAUUUUUUCUCUCUAUAUAUAGAAGGGAAAAUAGUUCUUUUAUAAGUUCCAUUUCAAUCAAAGCUCCUAUCUUCUUUCACCUCUUAUCCAAUUUGAAGAGCACAGGGUUUAGGAUCCAGAUCAGAGGAAGGCGGUGGAACUGGUGUUUAUUUUAGGGUUGAAUCUGGAAGACAUGUUAGAAGAACGGUCCUGUGUGGUUACAAGGGAUUGUCGGACAGAAAGUAACUGGACGGCUUGCAUGAGUUAUCGACUUGAUAGGAUUGAAGUCCAGAAUGGCAAAAGGCCAUUGGAAGAUGACCAGGAGGGCGAAAAUGUGAAAUGCAAGUUGCAAAAGCAGUCCGAUGGUUCCAACCUAGUAGGAGUGACUCUAUCCUUGGGGAGUUCUUCAGCCUCCCCUGAUGAGCAUGCUGACAAUCAGGAUCAUGCUGGGGAUAAUACUGAUAGGAGCACGCUUUUUCCUGCCAUUGACCGUGACAAUUCCAUCAAUUCUCUCAUUCAUUGCUCUAGGUCAGAUUAUGGCGCCAUAGCAUCUUUGAACCGUAACUUCCGCUCAUUAAUUAGGAGCGGUGAACUUUAUACAGCGCGGCGACGAAUUGGUGUGGUGGAGCAUUGGGUGUAUUUCUCCUGCCAGCUGCUUGAGUGGGAAGCCUUUGACCCUGCUAGGCUACGCUGGAUGCAUCUGCCGAGAAUGACUCCCAAUGAAUGUUUCGUGUUCUCUGACAAGGAAUCACUGGCAGUUGGUACGGAGCUUCUUGUGUUCGGAAAGGAGGUGUUGGCCCAUGUCAUUUAUCGCUACAGCUUACUGACAAAUACAUGGUCAACGGGGAUGCAGAUGAAUGCGCCACGAUGUUUGUUUGGUUCAGCAAGCCUUGGGGAAAUCGCCAUUUUAGCUGGCGGUUGUGACUCACAAGGUAAAAUCCUUAGCUCCGCUGAACUUUACAAUUCGGAGACGGGCACGUGGAAGACUUUGCGAAGCAUGAAUAAGCCACGUAAGAUGUGUUCUGGCGUAUUCAUGGAUGGAAAGUUCUACGUGAUAGGAGGCAUUGGAGGAGCCGACUCUAAGCUGUUGACAUGUGCCGAAGAGUAUGAUCUGGCAACGGGAACGUGGACUGAAAUCCCGAACAUGUCUCCUGUGCGUCCUAACCUUAGGAAUGACAUGCCUGCUACAUCGGAAGCGCCUCCAUUAGUAGCAGUUGUAAAUAAUCAAUUGUACGCUGCUGACUAUGCUGAAAUGGCUGUUAGGAAGUAUGAAAAGCAUAGCAAAACAUGGGUUACCAUUGGUGGACUGCCUGAAAGAGUAGCUUCCAUGAAUGGCUGGGGUUUGGCUUUUCGGGCAUGUGGUGAUAGGCUAAUUGUAGUUGGAGGGCCUAGGGUUAUGGGUCAAGGAUUUAUUGAGGUGAAUUCGUGGGUACCGAGUGAAGGACCUCCAGAAUGGAACUUGCUCGGCCAAAAGCAAUCUGGUAGCUUUGUGUAUAACUGUGCCGUCAUGGGAUGCUGAAGAGAUGGAACUUGGCAGGUCCAUGUGUUGUACUUUAGAGGUGGUGGUUGUCGAUUGAUACAUAAUUGGUUUGUGGGGCAACAGGUUUCUUGCUAAUGGGUAAUUUAUCCCAACUUUUUUUCUCUUAUCAGAAUCUUUUCUUUUUCAACCUUUUCAGAGUGGGGAAGCACAAACUGGGCUCAAGAUUCAACAACAUAGUUUUCUGUGGAUGGUCUUGAGUACAAUUUUCUUUUCCAUUUCAACUUCCAUCCAAUGUUCCAUUCCAUUGAAUUGUCUAUCCCAUUUUCGGUAACAUGAUAUUCCAAAGGUGUCCGUCAAAUAGCUAAAGGUAGGUGAAAUAACAAUGAGGAAGCAUUACAGUUAAUAGAUUUUCAUUAGUGUUUAAAGCUUCUCUAGGAAAGUCAUAGAAGUACUUAGUCUUUUUUUCAGGUUUUGUGAUCUUUAUUUUCUUGACUUGGUCGAGGAGAGAAAUAAGGGUCUGCAAGGUUGUUGUUUGUUGGAAUCAUGGCUUGUGUAUCAGUACAUUUGUUCUUGCAAUUGAUGGUCCACAGGUUUAGGUUACUUUCAGGACAAUUGGUAGCUUUGGAAAUGAAGUACUUUGUUCCAACUUUCAUCUA